UGAUUACUGAGAGCUCACUUCUACCGUAACACCGGUUGGGCGUAGACGUACUUCAGACGACAGGCGCAAACUAGACCGCGAUUUUUCCCUCAGAGCAUCGCUACACUUCCCGCCAAAAUGAUGUGGGGUCUCACCAUCGCCUUCUUGGCAGUUUCAGCAGGAAUUUCAGACGGCCAAACUCCCAUCAACAAGGAAGCCGGCUCCUUGCAACAGUUUGAGUGUGGCGUCACCUUCCCGUCGACGUACCUACUAAACUGGAUGCGUGGGGAUGAGAUCGUCAUACGGUACCUGUCUGCCGGUGGUGCCAUUACGGCAACGUCAGCAAACUUUACCGGGCGAGUGUCCAUAACAGAGCCGCAGAAGUCGCUGCGCAUCACGUCCCUAAGGAUAACAGACGCAGGGCAGUUCUUCUGUAGUGUCCACGACUUGGAGUCCGUGAACGCUGAAAGAAAUUCCGCAAGACAAACUCUGUUUGUGUACACUCGUCCUUCAGUGUCGCUACCGUACACGAAUGCCAUCGUCGAAGCCGGAAAGGACAUCACGUUCACGUGCACCGUCACGAGUUACCCGCCAUCCAACGUCACAUGGGAACAUCCGGAUGGAACACGGUCCUCUGGUGAUGUACUGCGCCUGCGCAACGCUACGUCACAGAGUCAAGGACAGUACCGCUGCUCGGCUGAUAAUGGCUUUGGGACAGACAUGCAGUAUGUCAAUCUUGUGGUCCAAGAACCAACCAGGAGCCCACCUGCAGGACAGACUGACCCGGCCAGAACUAGUGAUCAACCAAUCAAAACGCGAGGGCCACAGACCGCAGAAGGUGCAUCAGGUGGUCUGACCGGUGGUGUGAUCGCCGCCAUUGUUGUGGUGUGCGCCGUGCUGGUGUUGGCAGCCGUCAUGGCGGCCGUCAUCUUCCUCAUGAAGUCCAAGAAGAAACACCAGCCGGAGAAACCCGUCGUUACUGCCUCACCAGUGAAAGAGAAAGCGGCACCGGCUGAUGACUGGGAUCUGACUUCCACCAGACGUCCAGAGAAUGGCGUCAACGGCAACGGUCACAUCGCGAGACCUGCAGCGGAGGGGAAGCCUGCAGACCUCUACUACUCAGAGGUGCCACCUAGGGACUCCAGGGAUUACUACACCCAGCCGAGCAGACAGCCACGCCCUGGUGAUCCCUACUGGACUCCCUCCCCUCCCCCCUCUCAGUCUGGGUGGUCCAGCCCACCGCAAAGUCCUUCGGCUGACCUUGACUAUGUCCACAUGACCCUCCAGCACGCUCCAGCUGGCAGCAGGCGACCAAUCGUGGGCAUGGUGUACGACGCUUGAGUGACGUCAUCACGGUGUACAACAGUCACACAGACUGGCAUUGUCGCGUAGAAGAGAGGUCUGUAGUUGAAAUAGACAAGAAAGAUAUCUUAUUAACAAAUAUCAAAAUUUGCAAGUAAUUCAAAUA
Branchiostoma belcheri (Belcher's lancelet) is the source of this 1447-nucleotide messenger RNA. RefSeq names its product coxsackievirus and adenovirus receptor homolog. The record is from RefSeq and is a predicted model, not a curated record. Gene Ontology annotation, biological process: homophilic cell-cell adhesion; heterophilic cell-cell adhesion. Bases 118 to 1320 code for a protein of 400 amino acids. Gene Ontology annotation, cellular component: adherens junction. The transcript has 9 exons. Lineage: Eukaryota; Metazoa; Chordata; Leptocardii; Amphioxiformes; Branchiostomatidae.